AUUUUGACAAUACAGGCAACAAAUUCCCUCAGCUACUCACCGUUCACACCCUCUGACAUGCCUUCGACAAUCGCUCAUACACCUUGCCCCACGUGUCGCAUCGGUAUAAAUGGGUUUGGGAGAAUAGGCAGAAACGUCUUUCGAGCUUCGCUACUUCGGUCCGAUGUUGUCGUUGUGGCCAUCAAUCAUACCUGCGACUCUAUCAAAGAUCUAAUCUACCUGAUCAAAUUUGAUUCGACCCAUGGUACACUUGCCAAACUUUUCGGCUCAGACGUGCAGCUAGAUCCACUGCCAAAUGGAAAUCUGGUCGUCAACGGCAGGGAGAUCAUCCUCCACUCUCAACGCGACUUGUACAAGCUUGACUGGGCUGCGUCUGGCGUCGACUACGUCGCAGAAUGUACUGGUAAAUUCAAGACCACCGAUCUGGCAUCAAUCCAUACAACACAUGGCAAAGCGCGAAAAGUCCUAAUCUCCGCCCCAAGUCCCGAUGCUCCGACCUUCGUGUUCAAAGUCAAUUCGCACGAGUAUGACUUGCACAGAAAUCUCAGCGUCUUUUCUUGUGCCAGCUGUACGACCAAUUGUCUAGCUCCCAUUGCAAAGGUCAUCGAUGACAACUUCGGCAUAGCGCAAGGCUUCAUGACAACUGUCCAUGCAUCCACACAGUCGCAACAUGUUCUGGAUGGUUAUAGCAAGAAGAACAAAAGAGCCGGUCGCUCUGUCAUGGGUAACAUCAUCCCAACAACGACAGGUGCUGCUCAAGCCAUCAAGAUUGUCUUGCCACAGCUGAAGGGAAAGCUGUCAGGUACCUCGAUCAGAGUGCCGGUGGCGAAUGUCUCCAUGGUAGACCUCACCAUCAAUACUGAUACUGUAACUUCCUUGGAUGAAAUCCUCCGUGCAUUGAGACACGCAAGUGAGACCUAUCUUUCUGGCGUGCUUUGCGUCACGGAUGAUGAGGUCGUAAGCUGCGACCUGCUUGGCCAUAAUAGCAGUGCCAUAAUUGACAGUAAAGCAUCGGUCGAACUCAACUCGAAGUUUUUCAAAAUUAUCGCUUGGUACGACAACGAGUGGGCUUAUUCGUGUAGAUUGCUCGAUAUGCUUCAUAUGAUGGCUGCCUCUGACGCAGCUGUCGAAGAUCCAUAG
This is a messenger RNA of Aureobasidium pullulans EXF-150, 1140 nucleotides long. Its product is annotated as glyceraldehyde 3-phosphate dehydrogenase. The record is from RefSeq and is a predicted model, not a curated record. Bases 58 to 1140 code for a protein of 360 amino acids. NCBI's taxonomy places the organism in Eukaryota, Fungi, Ascomycota, Dothideomycetes, Dothideales, Saccotheciaceae. Gene Ontology annotation, molecular function: oxidoreductase activity, acting on the aldehyde or oxo group of donors, NAD or NADP as acceptor; NADP binding; NAD binding. Gene Ontology annotation, biological process: glucose metabolic process. The transcript has 4 exons.